GAGUGACGGUUUGGGGACUUUUAUAGGAAUUGCUGCAGGGAUUCGGGGGGGGUCUCUGGCGGCACCGUUGUGGGGUGAAAUCUGUGGUUUGCGACCUCCGUGCUUUGGUCUGUGUGGUCGGGGUGCGAAAAGGGGUUGAAUUCAGCGCUGCCUUGUUUGACCUUGCUGGAGGAGGCUUUUUUUUUUCCCCGGGAUCGGGCAGAAAAGGGUCUGUUGUCCCUCAGGAGGCCAGGUCCCGGUCCGGUCCGUGCCCCGUUGCCCAGCAGGUUGCCACCUGUCAGCACUCACGGCGCGGCUGACCUUGGCCGCGCUGCUGGUUCCCUCGCCUCGCCUUCCCACGGGAGGCUGUGUUAAUGGCUUGUUUUUACAGCAUGGUGAAAAAAAGACAUUUCGGGCCACCUCCGGUGCCGGCUGGGGACCUGCUGCGUCCCCCCCUCCCCCUGUCACGGGCUCCUGCUGGGAGUCAUCGGAGCAGAUGCAGACGGUGGUGGGCACGGGGUAGAGCAUCUCGUAAUGGGUGUGUGGGCUCGGCAAAGACGGCUGCUCUGUGCACAGAAGGUGGAGGGCUCCUGCUGGAGGCUGUGCUGGUAGAGAAACGUGCUGGCAUUUAGAAGCCGGGAGCUGGAGAUGCUGUAGGAUGCUCUUUACGCCCCCGGAGGCCUUCCUGUGCCUCUAACAAUAGCGCGGCAGCGCUGCCUCUCUCUUCUGCCCCUAACGCCCGUGGGGCGGAUGGUUUGGGCAGCUCCUGGUGUCUUGCCCCUUCCUUCAGACCUCCAAGUUCAGGGGAUGGGGCAGAAAGGGCAAAGCUGGUGGUUGGGAGCAAGGGGUCCCUCCAAGACCUCCACCGGGAGCAGCUGGUUAUGGACAGAGUACGGACAGGGGGAACACCUGGUAUGACCGUGCAGGAAAGAGCCUGAUGCAGAAACCCAUCUGCUGGAGGGGCUCAAAGGGCUGGAGCUGCCCAGGUUGGUCUGUCCAGGGCAAUUCAGGGUUGUUUGGAGCAAGGGUAGGUCUGGAGCAAGCCCAGGAAAAAAAAAAAAAAAAACAGAGAGAGGAGAGGACGUGAGCACAAAGGCUUAGCAGGGAGCACUGAAGGUCAGAGGAUCAGCUGGGGGCAAGGUCUGGAGAAGAGCACGGCAAGGAGCAAGCACCAAGCUGUGCUCGGCCAGGUGGGGCAGAGCAGGUUGGGCUUGGCAGGGACAGGAGCUCACAGUGAGAAAACUGACGGGUAAGGAGCACUGGGAAGUGUGCUUUGAGGAGCCUAAGUCUUGCUCAUCUUUUGCCCCGAGCAGUUGGUCUCGUGCCUCCUCGAGCUGCUCUCCGAAUUUCCAUGACUCUGCUGGGUUUGCUGCUCCAGCAGCAUGCCUGUGGAGUGAAUUAAUUGCCCACCCUUUUCCCUUUGGGUUUCGGCCACUGGUUUUUCAAUGCCUUAGUAUAGGCAUGGCUCUGUCCUAAGCCUCCCACAUGAUGGAGAAAGUGAAUGCAGGGAGCCAGUUGCCCGUGCUGACCUCACUGCGUUGUGUCAGGCUGCGAUGACAUUUUACCACCUCUUAAUAUUUCUGGCUUACUGCAACAUUUAGCUGAAGACUCUAAGGGAGUGCAAGUCAGGCUAGAAAUUGUUUUUUUUUUUUCAGAAAAAAAAAAAAGAAAGAAAAACCUCCCACCAUCACAAGAUGUUUCUGUCUAACGGCUUCAUUCUCUCUCCGCUAAAUACAAAUUACAGCUCUGACAUGCUGGAAGCACUUAUCUCCAGCUGAAUGCCAAUUGCUUUCAGGAACAAAAUGUUUGAAGUUCCUUUGAGGAAUAAGUACUCGGCACCAGGCAGCGUCGCCGUCAUGGGGAAGGACUAUUACAAGAUUCUGGGCAUCCAGUCUGGAGCCAACGAGGACGAGAUCAAGAAAGCCUACCGGAAAAUGGCCCUGAAGUACCACCCUGAUAAGAAUAAAGACCCCAACGCCGAGGAGAAGUUCAAGGAGAUCGCAGAGGCUUACGAUGUCCUGAGUGACCCCAAGAAGCGAGCCGUGUAUGACCAGUACGGGGAGGAAGGUCUCAAGACUGGAGGUGGCUCUUCAGGUGGCUCAGGGAACACUUUCCACUACACCUUCCACGGAGACCCCCACGCCACCUUCGCAUCUUUCUUCGGAGGCUCCAACCCCUUCGAUAUCUUCUUCGCUAGCAGCCGCUCCCGGGUGUUCAAUGGCUUUGACCAGGAAGACAUGGAUAUCGAUGAUGAUGAUGAUCCUUUCAGUGCCUUCGGCCGGUUUGGCUUCAACGGCAUUAAUGGGGUUCACCGGCGGCACCAGGAGUCCCUGCACACGCGGAGGAAGGUCCAAGACCCACCCGUUAUCCACGAGCUGAAGGUGUCCCUGGAAGAGAUCUACCAUGGCUCCACCAAGAGAAUGAAGAUCACCCGCAGAAGGCUCAACGCUGAUGGCCGGACCAUGCGGACUGAGGAUAAGAUCCUAAACAUUGUCAUCAAACGGGGUUGGAAGGAGGGAACCAAAAUCACAUUCCCCAAAGAAGGGGACGCCACGCCGGACAACAUCCCUGCUGACAUCGUCUUCAUCCUCAAGGACAAGCCUCACUCACACUUCAAGAGGGACGGGACGAACGUGGUCUACACCGCAAACAUCAGUCUUAAAGAGGCCCUGUGCGGCUGCACCGUGAACAUUCCCACCAUCGACGGGAGGGUGAUCCCGCUGCCCUGCAACGACAUCAUCAAGCCAGGCACAGUGAAGAGACUGCGCGGGGAAGGGCUGCCCUUCCCCAAGGCCCCCAACCAGCGAGGAGACUUGAUCGUGGAGUUCAAAAUCCGCUUCCCAGACAGAAUAGCUCCCCAGACGAGACAGAUCCUCAAGCAGCACCUCCCGUGCUCCUAGAGCCCCGGGGACUCUUCUCCAAGCAGCAAUACUCCAAACGCACGUGCCACAGCAUCCGGCCCACACGGAGCAGAGGUGCCAGAGCACUUUCAAAUGCAAAAAAAACACUUUCCUUCCCCAAAAAUCCCAUCCAUCCCUCCCACCCCUUCCCCUCUCAGCCUGUUUUCUACUCCAGCGGCGGGGGAAUGGUGAGCGCAGGCUCCUGCCCUUGCAGCUCUCCUCGCUGCCAGCCUUUUUUUCAUUUUGUUUUGUUUUUCUAGAGGUCCAGCUUUGCUGCCUUGCACAAGCGAGCGGCACGGGCUGUUUGCCCGGGGAGGUGCAUCACUUUGUGUUUUUUUGUGUCACCUGCUUUUCAAGCCAACCCUCUGACUAGAGGAUGGGCUCAUAGGGGAUUAAGCGCAAUGUAAAUAGGACUUCACAGGAUCUCACAUCCCACCGUGUUAGUUUUCUCCUCCCCUCUUUGAUACUUGCUGCUGUUCGGGGUCCCGGCCAUACCGAGGUGCCAAGGAAACUCCUGAGCGCGUACGGCCAAGGGACCGCUCCUGCGCGCGGUGGCCACUGUAGCCGGACCGUUUCUAACCAGGGACCACGGUACCUAGUCCUACUGCGGUCCACUCUCCUGUGCCAAGACCACUACCGAGCAUCACCUGUGCCAAUCAACCGAGCUCAAAGCACUUGGGGAUGGUCCCUUCCAGCCUCCUGCCCCCGCUGUCCCCCGUGCCUGCUGCCGGCCGGGGGGACGGGGGAGCCCAGGGUGGGAGCUUUCUUGUUCAGAUGUGUUGAGUUUGCAUUGCUGCUUUUUUUUAUACAUAUAUUUAGCUUGUUAGGUAAACUCCAUAAGGGUUUGCUCUGCCCGUUUUGGGUUUCCUGGAGUGGUUCACCCCAACUUUUGGGGAGCAGCUCAGCCAUACCAACUUCAUGCCUGUGAGAACAUAGUAUGUGUGUAGCACAAGUCUGGGUGCAAAAGCAGAGCCAAGCGUCAGCAGAGCUGUGGUUUUGACAAGCGUUUGAGUUCAACCUUAGGGAUUUUAUUAGGAAGAGUAAGGCACGUGUAUAUAUUUUUCUACAGGGACGUUUAAUUCAGGAGGUAUUUCUGGGUGUUACGGUGGAGCUGGAAGGAGCAUGAGGCAAUCUGCUUGGUGGUUUUGUUUUUAAAUGCUGUAUUUUUUUAAAAACUUUGGAUUUCCAUCAGGAGAAUUUUUAUAUUUCUUACCUUUCUCGGCCAACUCUGCCUCUUGCCAGUUUUUCCCAGGAGGGGUCCUGCAGAACAGCCGACCUGGCUCUGUAUGGCUCCUGCACCACCUCAGCUCUGCAUCUCCAGCCCGACCAGCACCGAGAAAGCCAAAACAUGCCCGCCCCCCCCCACCCCCCCGCCCCGGCAUCCUUUUU
This is a messenger RNA of Cygnus olor (mute swan), 4268 nucleotides long. It is a transcript of the gene DNAJB5, whose product is annotated as DnaJ heat shock protein family (Hsp40) member B5. Gene Ontology annotation, molecular function: protein-folding chaperone binding. Lineage: Eukaryota; Metazoa; Chordata; Aves; Anseriformes; Anatidae. The coding region runs from base 1758 to 2879 and encodes 373 amino acids. The record is from RefSeq and is a predicted model, not a curated record. Gene Ontology annotation, cellular component: cytosol. The transcript has 4 exons. Gene Ontology annotation, biological process: negative regulation of transcription by RNA polymerase II.